AUGAAUAGAACACACUAUAGAUUAAAAAUCAUGCGCCGCAGUCAUGUUGGCAUUUUAUCAUCUACUCUAAAGAAAGAGCCGCUUCCAGAAUGUCCAUCAUUAGAAAAAGGGGAUACAUACACGCAAUCUGAGUUCCUUUCGCGUCUGGCACACGAGUGCCGGUACGACAGGCUUCUCCUACCUACAUACCAGACUGGAGAAGUUGUGUUUGUCCACGCCAGCGCCUACGUUUAUUUCAUACAACCGGCUGAAGCACACGAUUUGAAUUUCAAAUUGCACUUCCUUCUGCAACUUCGUUGGACUGAUCGACGGUUGGCGUACUCUCUCUAUUCUCCAGAACGAACGAAAAUAAUUGGAGAAAGUGAUCUCAGAUCCCGUGUUUGGAUUCCGCACUUGUACAUGUCUAACGAACAAUCGUCCAGUUUGAUGGGAACUGAUACUAAAGACGUGCUCAUCUCAAUAGCACCAGAUGGUGAAGUGCUCUUCAGUCGUCGAAUGCAAGCUGUCCUAUACUGUUGGAUGAAUUUGCAAAAAUUCCCAUUCGAUGUUCAAAAAUGUUCGAUGAAUUUGGAAAGCUGGAAAUACAACGCGUCAAUUUUACGCUUGAUGUGGGAGAAAGAUAAUUCCGUUCGACUAUCUUCAGAGCUGCAUUUAACAGAAUACUCUCUGCUCGACUAUUGGACAAAUGAGUCGGUUGUUCGAGGAGAUAUCGUCAACAUGAGACUGGGUGGAGGUAGAUCGGGAAAUUACAGCGCUUUGAAGUUUACAUUUAAAUUGGGCCGAGAAGUAGGUUACUAUUUGAUGGAUUACUUUAUCCCUUCAAUGAUGAUUGUUGCCAUGUCAUGGGUCACCUUCUGGUUGCAAGCUGAUGCUUCAGCACCUAGGAUAACAUUGGGCACAAGUACCAUGUUGUCGUUUAUCACUCUCGCAUCAUCACAAGCAAAAACUCUUCCAAAAGUCUCCUACAUCAAAGCAAGUGAAAUCUGGUUCUUAGGAUGUAUUGGCUUCAUUUUCUCGGCCCUUGUGGAAUUCGCUUUUGUCAACACUAUCUGGCGCAGAAAAAAAGUGGUGAAUUUGAAGAAAGUGAACAGUAAAUAUAUACUGAAAAGUACAUUGACCCCUCGCCUGGCGCGUAAAGAGCUUCAGAAAGAGCUACAGUGUUCCCCUCAGCUCAGCAAGUCCCGAUCCUGUUCUUCUCUUAACCAGGAGACCAGUUCUGACCCCGCAGGACCAGGAUAUAACAAUUAUCUUACUGUUCAUAGCUUCCCAUCUGCUCUGAACUUACCAACGAUAACUACGCAAAGCUACGACGAGCUCGUCCAAAGGUCUGGCGGACGUCAUAACUCCAGUGAGGGAUCAGAUGAACCCCCAAAACAUCACACAUGGACUCAAAUGACUCCACAAGAAAUCGCAACUUGGAUCGAUAAACGCUCGAGAGUGUUAUUCCCUUUACUCUUCAUAUUCUUUAAUAUUAUCUACUGGACAUUUGUGUACUGUUUGUGA
Messenger RNA from Pieris macdunnoughi, 1503 nucleotides. NCBI's taxonomy places the organism in Eukaryota, Metazoa, Arthropoda, Insecta, Lepidoptera, Pieridae. The record is from the annotation of a GenBank genome assembly.